Messenger RNA from Cladophialophora psammophila CBS 110553, 1581 nucleotides. RefSeq lists its product as uncharacterized. The record is from RefSeq and is a predicted model, not a curated record. Lineage: Eukaryota; Fungi; Ascomycota; Eurotiomycetes; Chaetothyriales; Herpotrichiellaceae. The transcript is spliced from 3 exons. The coding region runs from base 1 to 1581 and encodes 526 amino acids.
AUGGCUGACACUCGUGGCGUCUUAGAUGAAGCCCGUCCGACCUGUAAGCGAUGCGAAAAGGCCGGAUACGCAUGCGCUGGAUAUGAGAGGAAGCUGGAGAUGCGUUUCCAUACCUUUGCAGACCAGGCGGAUCCGGCGAUAUCAGCGUCAACAAAGACCAGCAAAGACCCUCCCCUAACAACGGGAGGUGUUCCCGAAAAUCUUGUACUCAAGUCCAAUGACAGUCUGGGGAGCUCCAGUUCCAUGCCUCGGGAGUUGAGCUUUGUGGCAUUCAGAGACAAUAUCCAGUUCUCCUAUCUCUUUGACAAUUUCGUGUGGAGCAGCUAUGGCUCUCCAUGGCUCCAGAUGUCGGCAGAGGGAAAGCUCGAUGCGUUGUCGCUGGAGGCUUGUCGAGCGUUUUCCCUCAGCAUUUUCGGGAGGCACCAUCGACAAGCCGAGAUAGAAGUAAGCGGCGCCAUACAUUACGACAAGACAGUGCGAGCCCUAUCAUCUCGACUGUCGAAUGUGGGGGCGCCCGGUAGUGAGAAUCUGAUCGUACCUAUCAUGAUCCUUCUCAUGCACUCCUCGAGUACCCCGGAUGCCCAGGCUUCUGCAUUCCACAUCCAAGGGCUGCUGAAACUCAUUCAAAUAUGCGGUCCAGAGAGAUUCGCCGCCGGUCCUUUGAGAUUUGCCUUCGAAUCAUGCCGGGCAACGCUGGUCACGGUCUCGCUGAUCACCAGGACCAGAAGCUUUUUGGAGCAACCCGAGUGGCUGAGCGAACCAUGGGCCAUGUGCGGCGAGUACAACAAAAACCCGCAGAACCGCCUCGUCGACAUCCUGGUCCAUAUCCCGGGUUUUCUGCAAGACCAAGCGCAGCUGGAGCAGGCUCCCUCGGAACACUUUCGGCUCGAACUCAUCCGGCGCAUUGAGUAUCAGAUCGCCAGAGCCCACAAUUGGCGGUGGCAGUGGGAAGAAAUGAACCCGACCGUCGCGUGGGAGGUGGAUCCAGAAACGCUCCCUCCCGAUCAAAUCCUCACCCAGCCCCGGCCGGUCAGGAAGGUGCUGGUUUUCUCCUCCUUUACAAAGGCCACGGAGCUGUCCCUGUACAACGCCAUCCUCGUGUUCCUCCUGGGCCUGUUGUGGACGCUGAAACCGCCAGACAACGACUCGCCCUCGCCCGCCCGUCAGUCGCAGUCGCAAUCACAGUCGCAGUCGCAUUCGUCCUCGGCCCUCUUCCUGCCCGGCGACGUCGACUCCCUAGUCGAGCCGGCCAUCGAGAUCUGCCGCGCCUUCGAGUUUCAGCUCCUGGCCGUCAAGAGCUGUCGCGACUCGGCCCUGUUUUGGUUGUUCCCGUUGGGGCUCGCAAGCAAGGCCCUCGAAGACAAAAUCGACUAUCUGGCGUGGAUCAAGAGCAUGCUCGACGCUUCACAGGUCACGAGGGGCUAUGGCACGGGGGCAAACACUUACGGCUUCGGUUUCUACAGGCUGCCCAAAAUUCGGAGGAAGAGGUCCAACGAACAUCCAAUGAUUCAACCGCCUUACGACUCGGAUUCGGUCAGGCAAUUCUCAGAAGGCUCAUCUUCACCCGAGCAAUUCGUUUGA